CACAGUGGCGGAUCCAGCCGGAGAAAUCACUGGGUUCCUUUUUCCAAAUCAUACAAGGUUUACACUACAAAAAAACGUUUUUUUCCAAAUCAUACAAGAUUUACACUACAAAAAAUCGUUUUUUUCCGAAAAGACUGGGUUCCUGGGAACCCGGUCUUUACCUCUAAAUCCGCCCCUGCUCCCACACCAUUAAUUCUUUAAAAUGUAAUUAUGUAGUCAAUUAUAUCCAUGUAUAGAGGAGUAAUUCUCUCCUCAUUAGUUGUCUAUUUAAAGGCAUGUAAAGAAUCAAGUUGAACCAUUCUGACUUCUAGUUCCUCAAGUAUGAGAAUUUUCAGUUUUAUACUACUUGCAAUGCUGGCGGUCGGCCAUGGAGAUACUGAUAGAAAGCAUUACAUAGUCUACAUGGGACAACACUCGCACCCGAGCUCAGAGUCUGUCAUCUCGGCUAACCAUGACAUGCUUGCAUCGGUUCUCGAAAGUUAUAGUGGAGCAAAAGAAGCAACAAUCCACCAUUAUACUAAAAGUUUUAGAGGCUUCUCGGCAAUGCUUACACCUGAUCAAGCAAUAAAACUUUCAGCGCGUCACAAUUGUUAUCGUUUUUUAACGGAUUACAGUCUGGUUUGUGUGGCAGAAAAUGAAGAUGUUGUUUCGGUCUUCGAGAGCAGGAUGAAUCGAUUGCAUACAACCAAUUCAUGGAAAUUUUUAGGAAUAGAUUCUAUUAUUAUCGGUGUCAUUGAUUCAGGUGUAUGGCCAGAGUCACAAAGCUACAAUGACUAUGGAUUAGGGCCUGUGCCGACGAGAUUCAAGGGAGAAUGUGUGUCGGGGCAGAAUUUCACACGCUACAACUGCAACAGGAAACUUAUAGGAGCCCGAUACUACUCCAAAGGAUUCGAAGCGGUAAAUGGUCCUCUUGAGAGUUUUAACCAAACUUUUUUCAGAUCAGCACGAGAUAGUGAAGGCCAUGGGACACACACAUCGUCUAUUAUUGUUGGAUCAAAAGUUUCCAAUGUUAGCCUGUACGGGCUAGGCUCAGGCACCGCAAGAGGGGGCGUGCCAAGCGCUAGACUGUCUGUAUACAAACCUUGUUGGUUCGAAGAAUGUACAGAUGCCGACAUUCUUGCAGCAUUUAGCGACGCUAUUCAUGAUGGUGUCGAUAUUAUUUCCUUGUCUCUUGGUCAAGGCCCUCCCCAACAAAUUUACUUUGAAGAAGCAAUUUCUAUUGGUUCAUUUCACGCGUUUCAGAAAGGUAUUGUUGUAAGUGCAUCGGCUGGUAACAGCUUCUUUGCAGAAACAGCUACGAAUGUGGCUCCAUGGAUCCUCACCGUCGGUGCUAGCACCGUCGAUCGUGAGUUUCCGUCGUACCUACUUCUUGGGAAUCUUAAACAGCUGAAGGCUUUCGGGGUAAACACAAAGCCAGAUCAAGGGAAACGGUAUAGUUUAAUAUACGGGGCCGAUGCUGCAGCGUCAAGAAUUCCCUCUAGAAAUGCAAGUUUCUGCAAGAAAAAUACAUUGGAUUCAAACUCAAUCAAGGGGAGAAUCGUGGUAUGUAUUCUCGAGAAGCUUGGUGACGAUAUGAAUGAGAAGUUGACUGCAGUAGAAGAAGGCGGUGGUGUCGGGAUGAUCCUCGUCGAUCCCCUUGCGAAAUACACAUUGCGUCAGUCAGUAAUUCAAAGCGUUUUAAUCGGGGAAGCCGAAGCUGAGGAGCUUUAUAAGUACAUGACAACCGAAAAGAAUCCAACGGCUAGGAUCUCCCUAACGGUAACAAAUGUCGGGAUUAAACCAGCACCAGCGAUGGCGGUCUUCUCCUCCAAGGGACCAAACGUUAUAACUCCCGACAUCAUUAAACCGGAUAUAACCGCACCAGGAGUGAACAUUUUGGCCGCAUGGUCUCCAGUAUCGACAGCAGACAGCAUCAACUAUAACAUUCUCUCUGGCACCUCUAUGUCGUGUCCACAUGUAUCUGCGGUGGUUGCACUAUUGAAAUCGGUUCAUCCUUAUUGGAGCCCAGCCGCGAUAAAGUCUGCAAUAAUGACAACAGCAACCAUCGCUGAUAACACCCGAAAUUUCAUAAGAAACGACGAUUCUUCAAAUGCGAUGCCUUUUGAUUACGGAUCAGGACACAUAAAUCCAGCUGCAGCAAUAGAUCCCGGGCUCAUUUAUGAUUAUGACACCAACAAUCUCAUCGAUUUUCUUUGCAGCUAUGGGGCAAGCGUUGCACAACUCAAGAACUUGACCGGAACACCGGUUUACUGCAAGAAUCCUCCCAUACCCUCCUAUAACUUCAACUAUCCUUCUAUCGGUGUUUUUAAUAUGUCUGGAAAUGUAUCGGUUUACAGGACUGUUACAUAUGUCGGUGAAGGCCCAACUGUUUAUUAUUCAAAACUACAAGCAAUUACAGGAGUAAGAAGUUCGGUUUAUCCUAAUGUCCUUAGGUUUUCGAAAUCAGGGGAGAAGUUGACUUACAGGAUCGAUUUCGUGCCUUAUAAGAGAAGCAAUGGCAGCUUCGAGUUUGGAUCAUUGACAUGGAGAAAUGAUGUUCACAUGGUUAGGAGUCCUAUUGCGGUUAAUGUGGCUUCGGUUUGAUACAUAUGAAGUCACAUUUGUAAUUUAUUUUUAUUGUACUUGGGAUCUUCUGAACAUCUAUAUUUCCUUGUCCUUGUAUGUAAAUGCCAACAUUCUUG
Messenger RNA from Helianthus annuus (common sunflower), 2681 nucleotides. RefSeq names its product subtilisin-like serine-protease S. The transcript is spliced from 10 exons. Gene Ontology annotation, biological process: proteolysis. NCBI's taxonomy places the organism in Eukaryota, Viridiplantae, Streptophyta, Magnoliopsida, Asterales, Asteraceae. The coding region runs from base 322 to 2583 and encodes 753 amino acids. The record is from RefSeq and is a predicted model, not a curated record. Gene Ontology annotation, molecular function: serine-type endopeptidase activity.